This is a messenger RNA of Cetraspora pellucida, 2631 nucleotides long. Lineage: Eukaryota; Fungi; Glomeromycota; Glomeromycetes; Diversisporales; Gigasporaceae. The record is from the annotation of a GenBank genome assembly.
AUGCUGCAAAAGUUAUUUCGCUCAAAGCCUACGUCUAAAAAUGAAGACGACAAACAUGCUCAAUCCUUACUAGGAACUGACCCCUGGUCUCCUCCGUCCUUCGAUGCUAGUCAAAUACGAGUAAUUGUCUGUCAAGAUACUGGUGAUAAGACAAAGCUGACCUUAUUCGAUUCUGCUUAUUCCACACCUAAUACCUCUGAUAACCGAGAUCAUACAAAUAUUGAACCCUCAUCUUGGAGUGGUGUUAAUUUUCUGAGCGGAAACUUUUUACCAAAGUCAAGUAGUGCAAUAAAUAUAAGAUCUUCUACUCUCCCUCGUAUUCAGGAUUCUACUCAUGAUGAGAGUAAACGAAGAAGUUUAGAUUCUCCAAAUCCAAAUCGAUCAAAUGCUAAUACAUUACCACCAUCUAAUCGUGGUAAUCUAAGAAAGACGGCUCACAAUAUUGACUUGAUUGGUGAUAUGAUGUUUGGAACCGUCCCUUUAUCAUAUAAGGGAAUGACUACAAAGAUUCACUUUAUGGAAUCUCCCAAGCCACAAAUUUUAUUGACCAAAUUAUUUUCCAUAAAUCCUUCGGAUUUAGAAAGUAAUCCUUCUGUGAGAAGAGGUUCUUUUUCGUCUACGAGUAGUGAUACUUCAUUGUCUACUUCAACUCAAGGCAGUGCGAUAACCACAAAUGGUCCACGAAAUGCUUCAAAACCUAUUUCUGAGUCUAGUUCUAUGUUUUUUGAUGAUUUCUCCGAAUUUUGUGACGAUGACUCCUUUCGUGCUGUUCCUUCUUAUGCUUCCCUUCCAUCUUCAUUUCGUAUUGAUCCUUCAAUACAUGGCUUACAAGAUUACGAAGAUUCAGUUAUACUAGUAUGGAAAAUGUCAAGUUUAAAGCAUCCUUCACGCUCUUUUAUGUACUCUGUUGGUGUAGUCUUAUCUUUGGAUGAUAAUGAUCUUUUGGAGAGUUUUGUUUUCUCUCAUUUUGCAUUGUUAGAAAACAAAUUGCAUCAACUUUACUCUAACGUAUUCAAAAUAAUUUGCCAUCUCCUCCGGAAAUCUCCGUCGCCAUCUACCAUAAGUGGUUCUCAUUCUAUAUUUAAUACACCUACUCGGCAUAGAAUUUCCGCUUCUUCUCUUUCGUCACUUGUUUUACAAAAUGAUCCACUCUGGUUAAAAGUUGUGACGAGAUUUAAGACUUCGCUCCUAGGAAAUGUUGCUUUACCUAGAGUGCGCGCGCCUUUGCAUGAUUUGCGUGCGCACAAGCAAAAGGAGCCUUUAUGGUUGACCAUGUCAACAUUUCCGCAUAAAAGGGAAAAACUCGCAAAAAGCUUUAUGUCUGAAUUGUCUUAUCUAUUAGAAAAAUAUGACGACGAAAAAUCGAAUUUCUUUAUAUCGAUACUAAUUACCAACAUUCUAAUGUACCAUCUUUCUUGGGUACCUACUGUUGCUGAUUUUGAAGAGCGGAAUGGUAAAAAUUUAUUUUAUGAUCCAUUGUGGGCUCAGUUGGGAGAUUUAUAUGGUGUCAUGGGAACGCCAUCAAUAAUGAGUAGAACCAUAAUUUCUGGAACAGAUGAAAAUACAGUUUGUCGAAUAUUGUUUGUUCUUAGCUACUUUAUACGAUGCAAUGAAAUAUUUGAAAGAUCAGAAGAUAUAAUCCCUUUAGAAUUACAGCGUGAAGAAGAGAGUAAGACAUCUUUAAAUUGCGAUAAAAAUUUAUCAUCAGAGUCUACUCCAUCAGAUGGUAACGUCCUUCACAAAAAGGAGGCUGAAACGUUGGACACCCAAAAUAAAAAUGAGAGUAAUGAUAUUACAAAUAUUAACCAUAAUAAAUCACACAAGAGAUCUGAAAGUCAACAUAAAAGGGUUAUAAUAGAUUUUCCUUUUACGGAUAUUUCUGUAGAAAACUUUUUAGAUGUUCCAAUGCCCAAAUCACAAAUUCAGUCCGUGAUACCUGAUCCAUCAUUAAUCACAACAGAUAAAGAUAAAAAUGCAGCAAAUACAAAAAGUUUUCUUAGUGCAGAUCAAUUAUUCGUAAAAUCCUACGGCAGGUCACUAAUGGCUGGCUAUUGUGAGAAAUAUAUGUCAGACUUUGUAUUGAUGGGUCUCCCUAAACUUGAUGAAUUUCAGGAUUCUUUGGCGGCUGAUUUGAAGAAUUCUUUACGGAUGCAACCAUUUUCUUUACAAGAGCCAGUUUCCAAAUCAAUUUGCAUUUCGGGACAAUUGAAUACUUUGAACUGCUCUAUUUUAGGAUGUGAAGCUUAUAACGGUCAUAUUAUCGGUGGAAGUCCGCCAGUAACAGUUCAAGAGGAUCAUAUAAGGAAUGUUAAUGAGUAUUUUGUCCCAUUAAACACUAAGUCAGAAUACGUAUCUACUAUGCUUCAUCAAUGUAAAAAUUUGUAUACUAAGAUUGGUAUGCCUGCAGAAUCUUGUCUAGAAUAUUUAGAAGAUCGUCUAAGAAUAUUAUAUCAUAAGGCUAUUAUGUACAAAAAUUAUUCCGCUAACUCAUCUACUGCUGUUUCUAUUUCAUCACAAUAUUUAUUUGUUCAACCAUCUAAAAAUGAGCAAGUACCAGUAAAUGUGUUAGAGGCACUAGGAUUACAUAAAUCAGAUCUUCAAUUAAUCUAUGCCGUUAGUUCUACUUUGUAA